AUGCCUGUUGUAAGCCGUACAGCUCUUCAACGUUACCCACAGGUAUCGUUUGAUGUGGGAGACCUAUCUUAUGAGGAGGAAUGUUCGAGUUUCACAACAAGCCUAAGUUCGAGCGUCUUCGCGUACAAAUUUGAGCAUGGCCGCCGCUACCACGCGUACAGAGAUGAGGAUUACUAUCUCCCGAACGAUGAUGAAGAGAAAGACCGCCUCGAUCUAUUUCACCAUAUUCUAACUCUUAGUUGCAACAACAAACUCCACCUUGCACCGAUUAGCCCUAAUGUCGAACUGAUUCUGGAUUUAGGAACUGGCACCGGGAUUUGGGCUAUAGACAUGGGGGAUACAUAUCCUUCAGCAAAGAUUUUGGGCAACGAUCUUAGCCCUAUACAGCCUACCUUGGUUCCCCCUAAUGUGAGAUUCGAAGUGGAUGAUGUAGAGAAUGAUUGGGUUUACCGCACAGAAUUCGACUAUAUACACGCUCGCUACUUUGCUGGAGCGAUCAAGGACUGGCCGAACCUAUUACGCCAAGUAUUCAAGUUCAAUAAACCAGGAGGCUGGGUGGAAUUCCAAGACUUCGAAAUGCAAUUCUACAUGACGAACGGGGAAUUCAAGACCGGCUGUCCGUUAGAUAAGUGGUGUUCUGAAAGCAUUGAAGGCCUACGCUCUGUUGGACUGGAACCUUCUCCUGGCCCUAAAUUACAACAGUGGUUCAAGGAUGUCGGAUUUGUCAAUGUGCAACAGAAGGUAGUGCCCGUGCCGGUGGGUGUCUGGCCAAAGGACAAAAGACUGAAAACUGUGGGCGCGCUUAAUUACCACCAAUUCAAUGACGGGCUGGAUGGCAUGUCGCUACGAAUAUUCACCGCCAUGAAAGGCUGGCAGCCGGAAGAGCUACGGGAAUUUCUGGCUAAUGUGAGGAAGGAUCUUAGAUACCCUCGACUACAAGCGCAGCAUAAUUUUUAUGUGGUGUAUGGACAGAAACCAGAAUGA
Molecule: messenger RNA, 984 nt
Organism: Aspergillus bombycis
Lineage: Eukaryota; Fungi; Ascomycota; Eurotiomycetes; Eurotiales; Aspergillaceae
Product: class I SAM-dependent methyltransferase
Exons: 10
Coding region: 1-984 (327 amino acids)
Molecular function (GO): methyltransferase activity
Source: RefSeq, a predicted model, not a curated record